Molecule: messenger RNA, 1344 nt
Organism: Colletotrichum graminicola M1.001
Lineage: Eukaryota; Fungi; Ascomycota; Sordariomycetes; Glomerellales; Glomerellaceae
Exons: 3
Coding region: 1-1344 (447 amino acids)
Source: RefSeq, a predicted model, not a curated record
AUGCUCGCUCUCGUCACCCUCGCCCUAGCCGCCGUCGGCGCCAACGCCGUCAACACGACUACCACCCUCCGCCCCGUCCGGCGGCCCGCGUCCAACGCGAAGCUCCUGGCCAGCGCCGUGGUGCCGUCCAACAGCAUCACGCUUAACUAUGGCAUCGCGGACGACAGCAGCCUCGUCAGCGUCUCGCUGGCCAUGAAGUACCCCUCGGUCCUGCUCGAGGAGGUCGCGGCCGUCGCCUCCGUCUCCUGCGCAGACACGAGCAUCACUGUCACCUUCAACGACAAGGCCGCCUUCCAGCAGACCUCGCAGCAGUGGGAGGGCCUCGACGACUUCGUCAUGGUCACCAACCACCAGGGAAACUGCAACGCCGAGCAGGAACGUGGCUUCUUCCUCGUCGACACCGUCACCUUGGACGAGGCCUCGCUCCAGGUCGUCGCCAACGCCCACAAGAGCGACGUCGCCAACACGGCUACCUCGACCGAGAUCUCCUUCUCUAGCGUGCCCUUCAACAACCCCUCCGCCAAGCGCGACAUCACGACGGACGAGAACGGUCUGCACAUCACAAACCAGCUCUCGCUGCCCGCGGCCUCGACCCUCUUCUCCUACGACCCCUACGUCACCAUCACCGCCGACAAGGCCUCCCUCACCUCCAACAUGACCUUCUCCGGCAAGCUCAAGUACACCAUCGUGCCCCCCAAGGUCGAGCAGCUCGCGCUCGACAUCGACACCUACUUCGGCGCCGACCUCGGUCUGUCCGUCGACGUCACGGCUCCCUACUCUGGCAACUUCACCUACGACCCCGAGGACCUCGGCUACAACUUCGUCGACAUCCCCGGCAUCAUCAAGCUCGGCCCCGCGCUCGGCUUCGCCAUCGGCGUCGAGCUCGACGCCAAUGCUGCGGCCGGCAUCACCACCGACUUCGGCCUUACCUUCCCCGACGCCAAGAUCCACCUCGACCUUGUCAACAGCUCCGCCACCGCCGCCACCGGCUGGGAGCCCGUCUGGACCGCCAACGCCAACAUCACCCAGAAGGCCGCCGUCACCGUGAACCCCUACGUCGAGCUCGGCGUUGAGCUCGUCUUCGAGAUCCUCGGCGGCGCCGUCAGCCUCUCCUCCGGCGUCGACACCCACUCCAAGCUCGUCAACGACUUCGUCCUGACCGCCAGCCAGGAGGCCGGCACCGGCGGCACCGGCAUCGGCCAGGACAACACCGACUGCCAGCAGGGCUUCGCCAUCAAGAGCGACUUCUUCUUCAGCGUCUUCGGCUACGCCACGCAGUGGUGGUCGCAGGAGCUCUGGGACGUCGAGGUCCCCGUCGCCGACGUGUGCUACACUUGGCUGUGA